Messenger RNA from Volvox carteri f. nagariensis, 2787 nucleotides. RefSeq lists its product as uncharacterized. The record is from RefSeq and is a predicted model, not a curated record. NCBI's taxonomy places the organism in Eukaryota, Viridiplantae, Chlorophyta, Chlorophyceae, Chlamydomonadales, Volvocaceae. The transcript has 15 exons. Gene Ontology annotation, biological process: protein ubiquitination. Gene Ontology annotation, cellular component: endoplasmic reticulum. Gene Ontology annotation, molecular function: ubiquitin-protein transferase activity. The coding region runs from base 1 to 2787 and encodes 928 amino acids.
AUGUUUCUGGUGGCGCCGGCGCUGGUGGUGGCGGCGGUGGCGGCGGCGGCGCUGCUUGUGCGCAGCGGCGGCGCGGCGGCGCUGGUGAGGUGCUGGCGAGUGAUGCUAGCAGCGACGGCAUGCGUGCUGUCCGUGCUGAUGCUAGAUGACACCCUCCGCGCGCAUGUGGCUGUGGGUCGCUACUUCUUGGCAACGCUGAGGGCCAGCACUGCAUGCCUGGUUGGAUUCUGCGGCCUAGUGGGGCUGCUGGGGCCGCCAGAGUCCGGUGGAUUCAGCUCCGACCAGACGAGGGAGUGGCUGCAGGCGUUGGGGCUUGCCGCCGGUGUCGCCACGUCCGGAGUGGGAGGCGGCACGCUGCUGCUGGCAGCAAUGACGCUCCACAACCCGAACAACAACAGCAGCAACAGUGGCGACGGCGACGCGACGAUGAUGGUGAUGAUCGACUGGCUGUCGCUCACGUUGUACGGCAUUUUGCUGCUGCUAGUCGCCGCCGGCUGCUUAUCUCGAUUGCUGGAAGUCCAGGUGCCGCUGUUGGAGCUGUGGGUUCAGGGACUGAGGAUGCUGAUGAGGCAGAUGAGGGUGAGCGACCCGUGCCAGUGCCAAGCCGACCGGGAUGUCACCUGGCUGUUGGUGAAGGGGGCGGACUGGGCAGCCGCCACCGCCCGGAUGCUUUGGAGGGCCCUACGUCGAAGCCUAGGCCGGGUCACAGCGCUGCUGCAACGGGGUCGCGAGCAUCACCAUAUGCGUGACGCAGCGACGGCUUCUUCUAACAUGAAGCCGUCGCUGCAUCCCGCAUAUACCCUCACUCCCGCCAACCUGCUGAACACUCCGCUACGUCCGUCCUGUUCGUGGUGUGAUUUGCUGGUCGGCGUGAAGGGGCUGUUGCAGCCCCUGCUGCGGGGGUUCGCGGCGGGGCUGCGGGUACUGGGCUCGGGGCUCCGAGCCGCAUGUUUUGCUGCGGCGUCGAUGUUCCUUCGAGAGGCAGUGACGGCACGAGCGGUGCUGCCGUACGGUGCGGCGGGGGCCGUGGCGGCCGUUAUCGCUGCGUUGAUGGCCGGCAAGACCAUGAGGAAAAGCCGCUUCGAAGCCCUCUCAUGUCUUGGCGCCGUCCUGGAACGUUACGCCGCCGCUGCCUACAUUCACCUCGACCUGGGCCUCAGCAAGCCGGCGGCUCGUGUACUCCGCAACGCCAUGGCCGCUGCCGUACUAACGGCCCAACUCCUGGCGGCGACGGGCCGCCAGGCUUUGGCGCUGCUGGCUGUGCCGCUGGCGGCCGUCCUGACGGCUUCGCUGACCGUGGCGGCGUGGUUUUGGCGCCGUGUCGGAAGGGUGCUGUAUCCGUGGGUGGCGGCGGCUUGGCGCUGCGGUUGCGCCGCUGCGACGACAAUCUGGUCGCAUCCUGAAUGGUCGUUGGUGCUGGCGGCGGUAGUGCUGGCGGCGUCGUACGGCGCGCACGCGGCGCAGCUGCCGGCGGCAGCAGGGCGCCUGGCGGCGGCGUGGGGAGCGGCGGCUGGGGACCGAUGCCUCUCACGCUUCGUGUUCCCGCUGCUGCACCGCCUCGCCGGCCUGACGGGCCGCGCUGCCGUACUGCUGGGGCCGGGCUUUAUGGCGGUUUCGGCGCAAGCCGCCGCCGUCGCCAACGCGGUAACAGGCUGGGGCCGCCGCUGCGGCUCCGGAACCGACUUGAUUUUGCUGUUUCGCAGCGAAAGCUUCGCGGUUGCCUUCCUCGGCCUCAAUCUGCUUCACGCUUUAGCUCUGAAGGGCUGGGCGGUGCCGGUUCUGGAGGCUCAGGGGCCUGCGGGCCGGGAGGCGGUGUUGCCAGUAAUCAGUUUCUUGGCAAGAAGCUCCGGGAAGGUAGCGUUGGGUCCCAUGUACUUGACGGCCGCGGCAUCCCUUCUGACGGGCAGUCAAAGUGGCUUGGGGGGCGGAAUGGCAGCCCACAUGGCCGCCCUCACCGUUCCCGUGCUGUGGGCUCUGUAUUUGGCGGCUUUAUGGCUGGAGGGAGUACGGCGGCUGUCGUACGACCCAAGGAACAGCAACAACUCGGAGUUUGGUCGAGUGGUGCAAGCUGUGCGUUACACAGGCGCCACUCACGUGAUCUCCACAUCUGCAACCCAAGGCCGGCGCACCACUGCCGCCUUGGCCACCGGCAUGACCACAGCACCGCAUUCAGCCACGACCCUGGCCGCAUUAGUGAUGGUGACAGCGGCAGCGCGGCAUGCGGCCCCAGCGGGGCCCGUGCCUGCACCAACAACUGCCGGUGGCACCGCCGACAGCGACCAGAAGCGCCACGCCUACGCACGUCUGCGUGAAGAGAUUCGGGCACAGGUUCCUCCUGGCAACAUCUUCAACACAGACAUGUGCGCGGUGUGCUUUGAGGCGCUGCACUCCCACAACACGGGGCCCGAUGUAGGUGACGCGAGUUCUUCGGACCCCACUUCUUCGACAGGUCGGCUACAGCAGCAGCGGCAGCAGCAGAUCCGAAGCGCGUCCGGAGGAUGGCGGGGUGUGAGGCAGGUGCCGCGCGAGGGGCUGGGCACGACUGGGGCCAGCAGCGGUGGUGUUGGCGGCCGCUUCGCCACGGGCUCUGCGCCAGGGCAGAACUCUUGGCCAGGGGACGAGGUAGCCACAGGCCGGGAGGAGUCUGCGCAAGGGCGGCUGGUGCUGCGGUGCGGACACUCCUUCCACGAGUGGUGCGUGCUCGAGUGGCUUUUGCGAUCACCCCGAUGUCCCAUGUGCCGGGAGCCGGCCGUGGGUGCAUCGCGCCACAUAAACAUGUUGUUCUGA